ACUUUCGUAACACCUCCUGACCUUAUUUCCCCAAAUUUUGUCCCUUCCAACAUUUAACAAACAGAAACCCCGCAUUUUCAAAUUAAGCUGUCUCCGGUGCUUCAGCCCAUUCUCCCCGUAUCUUUCUCCGGCGAGUCUCCGAGCAAUCACUUCCUCCGGCGGAAAUCUAGCGGUAGACAAAUAUGAGUAUUAAACCAACAGUUGCUUUGAGAGCCAUUAUUGUCGGAGGAAUAGCUGCCUUUGCAAAAAUUGGUGGUGCUGUUAAAGCUGCAGGAGGAGUAAAAUUAGGUGCAGCUGCUGCUGCCAUGACUGCUGCAGCAACAGCAGCUGUAUCAGGAUCCAAACAGGAAGAAAAGAAGGAUAGUUCUCAGCAGUUGUCAUCCAAGUGAUGCACACAACUCAUGUGUUAUUUUUUUCAACAAUGUAACGUAUAAACUGUCAAAAUAAAAGUUGUAGGGUGGUGGCAUAUUCCAGUCAAAUGGUUUCCCAGGAUGAUCUUUAAUAGCUAAGAUAUAUGGGUCCUUACAACUGCAGGACUCGUUAGUUCUGUACUAAUGGAAAGUAGGAGUUUGUUGAAGUGAAAAAGCAUCACUCAGUGCCUGUGCUAGAUGCAGUUUGUUUACCCUCCGGUACCUGAGGUAUGUUAAUAGUUUUGUACCAGUAAAGGAUAUAUUACUGCUUCCGUGAUACUUUCAAAAGCAAAAUAUAUGUUUUUGUAAGGUUUUAAAACAUGAGAUCUGUCAAUAAACCCAGAUGGAACUUCUGGUUCUGGGCGCGGAAAAUGGAGUAACUCCUUUUACAAUAACUA
Messenger RNA from Solanum verrucosum, 808 nucleotides. RefSeq lists its product as uncharacterized. The coding region runs from base 183 to 389 and encodes 68 amino acids. NCBI's taxonomy places the organism in Eukaryota, Viridiplantae, Streptophyta, Magnoliopsida, Solanales, Solanaceae. The transcript has 2 exons. The record is from RefSeq and is a predicted model, not a curated record.